Molecule: messenger RNA, 1336 nt
Organism: Chilo suppressalis (striped riceborer)
Lineage: Eukaryota; Metazoa; Arthropoda; Insecta; Lepidoptera; Crambidae
Source: the annotation of a GenBank genome assembly
CAAUAUAAAACGGGGUACAUCUUCGCAAAUUGUAUUCAGACGAUCACUGAACGUUGAAGGCCUGCUUCAGUACAAAUUAAAAACCAAUAUGUUCACUCUGGUAACAGUUACCUCAAUGGUUUUGGCCAUCGGCCUCUGUGGUCGUCUGGAGCCACAGUAUCUUCCCCCGCGUCCGCCGGGCGGAGGCGGAGGCGGUAGCGGUGGUAAUUUCGGCGCAGGUAGCGGAGCGGGCUUUGGAGCGGGUGGCGGUAGCGGGAGCGGAAGCGGCGGCGGUUUCGGCGCCGGCAGCGGAGCGGGAUUCGGAGUGGGCGGCGGCGGUGGCAGCGGCUCACAAAUACCCAUCACGAAAUUCAAAAACGUAAACAACGGUGAUGGCACGUACAGCUUUAAUUACGAAACUGGCAACGGCAUCUCAGCUCACGAGAGUGGGUCCCCUCGCGCUCAGGGUCCCGAGGGUCCCGCGGUGACGGCGGAGGGCGGGUUCUCGUACCGCGCGCCCGAUGGCCAGCAGAUCUCAAUCACUUACACCGCAGACGAGAACGGCUUCCACCCAGUGGGUCCUCACUUACCAACCCCACCUCCCAUCCCAGAAGAGAUCCUCCGCUCCAUAGAGUUCAACAAGCGCAAUCCCUCGUCUGAGGGAGCUUACAACCCUGGAUCCGGAGGAAGUGGCUCCGGUGGUGCCGGUGGCUUUGGAGGCUCUGGAGGCUUCGGGGGCUCCAGCGGGUCGGGCUCUUCUGGCGGAUCCAACGGCUAUCACUAUUGAUCUCAAUACUUUAAAGACGCUUACACAGUUACAGCUUAAGUUAUGUUUGUGAUGCAAGGAAGAUGUCGCUGAAUAUCUGCUGCUUAGAACUUAUUGUACUUACUACUAUGCAUAAUUCUGAUGUACAAUGAUUUUAUAGAGUCAUAUAUUCAGAGCAUAAGAAUAAGUAGAUAUUUUAUCUUAAGUUGUUAAAAUGUGACAGUGAACGAAAUUUUAUGGGAAUUGCUAAUUACUUUGUAGCCAUUUAAAAUCUUUACUGUAAUACUUUCUAUAAGAAUUAGUUUAUAACUUACAAUUAUUUAAAUCUACUUCUAACUUUAGAAUAAUAUGUUUCUUAUAGUUUCUAUUAAGUAUAGUAUUUUUUUAAUAAGCAUACAGAUCGAAGCGUACUGUGUCCCCGUACCCUCCGAACAUGAGAUCUAAGCAAUCAAGACGAUAAUUGCAUGACCUGAUUUUUGGACUGUGAUACCACGUAAUAAUUGAGCACUCACUAUAGCUUAUACAUAGUUUAUUUAUAAUAUUUGUCGCUGUGUUAAUACAGAUUUAUGUGAUGAAAUAAAAUGUAAUGAU